CCAUGAUGAACGCGAAUGAAAAGUGCAAAGCAGCAAUCACGAGCCUCCCUCUCAACCCAGCUCCAACCCUGCAAGCCAUGCUUGAGGUCUGCGCCAAGAAGGUCUCUGUCAUAUCCACAGACUCUGACAGCAGGUCGAGACCACCGAAGAGGGUUGCCAUGGCAAAGGCAUCUGGACCGAUGUCUUCCAGUCAGCAGCAGAAUGCCCCGAGGCCACGGAAGAAACCGGUUGCAGCUGACAGAACCACUCCACCUGAGAGACAGUGAUUGGCACUUUGCUUCGGUGAACAAUGAGGAACGAGGUACUUGGCACCGGAUCCGCAGUAAGUAUGUUGUCCUUGGGGACACCAGACACACACCACAAGAGAUCAGGAUCCUCCCGGGUCCCAUAGCAUCAGACCCUGGGCGGCUUGCUCCCUGGCUGCACUGUGUUCACCCACCCAUCUUCCUACCCAAAGACCAAAUAAUAGCUCAGGUCAUCCCAGUGGCUGAGCCACCAUGGGAUCAAGAUCAGGCAGCUCUGACCAGAAGAACUCUCCCAAUAAUUUGGUGGUCAAAGGUGCUGGGAAAUGAAAAACCAAAAAUCUGGUGUGGGGUUCACCAGGGUGGGGAACAAAAACACCUGAAAGGACUUCUGGAUACCGGGGCAGAUGUGAUGAUCAUUCCCUCUAGGGAGUGGCUGUUGCACUGGGAACGGCACAGCAUGGCAGGACAUAUUCAAGAUUAUACAGAACCCUUGUGGGGGAGAGACCUGAUGGCCCAGUGGAGGGGUCACAACUGACAUCCCAGAAACCCCCCAGGUUUUUUGGGCAGCAGCCACUGAAAAGUGCCCUACCCAAAACUGAAUUGGAAAACAGAUUCACCAGUCUGGGUAGAGCAGUGGUCGCUCAGUAAAGAAAAAUUGAAGGCACUGGAGGAGCUCGUAGAAGAGCAACUCACCAAGGGAAACGUCGUGGAGACCAUGAGUCCAUGGA
This is a messenger RNA of Vidua macroura (Pin-tailed whydah), 973 nucleotides long. RefSeq lists its product as uncharacterized. Gene Ontology annotation, biological process: proteolysis. The record is from RefSeq and is a predicted model, not a curated record. The coding region runs from base 16 to 780 and encodes 254 amino acids. NCBI's taxonomy places the organism in Eukaryota, Metazoa, Chordata, Aves, Passeriformes, Viduidae. The transcript is spliced from 3 exons. Gene Ontology annotation, molecular function: aspartic-type endopeptidase activity.